Messenger RNA from Saprolegnia parasitica CBS 223.65, 2480 nucleotides. RefSeq lists its product as hypothetical. The record is from RefSeq and is a predicted model, not a curated record. Gene Ontology annotation, molecular function: metal ion binding. Bases 72 to 2390 code for a protein of 772 amino acids. The transcript is spliced from 6 exons. Lineage: Eukaryota; Oomycota; Saprolegniomycetes; Saprolegniales; Saprolegniaceae.
AACAAAUCGUGUCCAUCACCAACAUUUUUCAGUUGGCCGCAUCCUCCGCCGCUUCCUCCGUCGAGUCCAAGAUGCCCGCGAUACGCUACCGCAAGAGCGCGCCGUCCAUCUCAUCCGCCACCAUGGAGGACGAGGCGAGCCCGCCACCGGCGCCGGGGCGGUUCCGGUCGCGGCUGCGCCUGCCGUUCUCGAACCGCAACAGCGACGCCAAGGCGAAAGAGCGGUCGCCGUCGCCGCCCUCGGACGACAAGGAGGAUGCCAAGGCCGACGAGAAGCGCGACGAGAAGGCCAAGUGCACGCCGCCGAAGAACUCGCCGGCGAUGGAGUGCCACGUGUGCAAGAUCUCGCUGGGCAUUCGCCGCCUGAAGCACCACUGCCGCAAUUGCGGCAACUCUGUCUGCAAUGCGCAUAGCCGCAACCAGCUCCCGUUACCCAAGUUUGGCAUCCUUCGCACCGUGCGCGUCUGCGACAAGUGCACGAAGGAAGUGCUCCAGCAGCGCGCGGGGCUGCGCAAAGGCGCCUCGAUCCCGUUUCCCGAAGAGACAACCGACAAAUCCAUAGGCGGCGUCCUCUACUCGUCGCUCGUCGAAGAGCAAGACGACACGAUGGAUACGAUGCUCUACAUUGGGUCGCUCAAGAUGACGGGCCGAUCGCUCGCGACGCGCAACCUCAACUCGAACAUGAUGAUCUGGAAGGACCGCAUGCUCAUCGUGACGCCGGCCGAGAUGAUGUGCUUCAAGCACAGCGACUCUGGUCUUGGCGAGGUGCGGACGACCGUGCACAUGACGGACAUUCUGCACAUCUACAUCAACGAGAGCCACCCGCGCAUCCUCACGGUGGUCCGCGCCGACGGACGCAUUUUUCGCAUCCGCGCCAAAGACAAAGACCAGUGCCAAGCGAUCCACGACGUCCUCCAAAAGACACACAAGAUGUUUCAGGACGCCCUCUACAAGCUCCAGCGCGGCGUCCUCCCUGAGGACUUUAGCAUUUCGUCGAUCACACUCCAGCACACAUCGAGCCUCCCGGAAGUGACGAUCGCGGCGUUUCCAAACCUCCUCGAGCCACUCCACCACGUCGGCCUCUACCCAUCCUCGAUUGUGCGCCUCUACGUGGCCGGGCCCAUGACGUCGGGCGUCGCAGUCUUCACAUACGAGAUGCUUGUCAAGAGCGACAUGGUCCUCCAGCAGUGCGAGAACCCCACGGCGCGCAGCUGCGACGACGACGAAGCGCUCGAGGUCCAUCUCGCAACAGACGCGUCGACAGCGGGCGCCACAAAUGGCAUGGUGUUGUGGCCCGUCGCGUGCCUCGGACUCAGCGGCCUCCUCUUGAGCGUCGCGAUCCUCGGCUCGGACCGGCUCGUGACAGCAUUAGGUGGCAGUCUCUUGCUCGCGGCCGCCCUCGCCCUCGUGCUGCGCUCCAACUAUGACGCGCUCACGUCACUGCACUUGCUGCUCGCGACGCGCGGCCGCAGCGUGCUCGUGGGGCCCUCGUGGCGGUCGCUGACCGUCACCAAAGUCCUCCUCACGUCCAAGGACGCGUCAUGCGACGACGAGCAUGACGCGUCGGCCAUGGACGUGCCGGACGAUGACAUUUACGGACGGUUCCUCGAAGGCAUGUCGGGCAACGUGACGGAAGCGCGUCGGCGGUACUUUGCGAUGGUCAAUUGGCGCAAGGACGAGGACAUUGACACGAUCUUGGCGCGGCCGCAUCCGCAGUUUGACGCAAUCAAAGAGUCGCUCGUGCUCUAUCUGCACAAGCGCGACAAGAUGGGGCGCAUGAUCCAGAUCGAGAAGACGGGCACGAUGAAGAAGACGAUGCAGAUGCUGACGACACGCGGCGUCUCGGAGGCCGAGGUGCUGCACCACACGGCGUUUAUGCAAGAGUACUAUUGGAAGAUCCUCGACAACCGGGCGUACCCGAAUGGCAUGCAGCUGCGCAUCAUCGACCUCAAGGGCAUCUCGAUGGACAUUAUGAGCUCGGACGUGUUUUCGUUUGUGAAGAAGGUCGGCCUCAUUGCUGGCAACUACAACCCCGAGCGCAUGUUCAAGGUCUUUAUCAUCAACCCGCCACGGUGGUUUGGCAUGAUCUGGAAGGUCGCCGCGCCCAUGGUCAAUCCCAAGACGCGCGACAAGACCAUUGUCGUGUCGGGCGAGGCCGAGAUCAAGAAGGCGCUGCUCGAGUACGUGGACGCCGACUGCCUGCCCGUCGAGUAUGGCGGCAGCUGCGCCUGCGACGGCGGCUGCAUGACGCACUCGCCCGAGGAAGUCGAGUUGCGCGACUUUGUCAACAAGCUCAACGCCGGCGAGCGCUGCGACGAGCUUCUGGCGGCCAUCCGCGACCGGCCGCACCCGCGCGCCGUCACGCGCAUCAGCGUGGUGGACGAGAGCUAGAAACACCCAACUGGCACCCGACCGCACAAACACACCAUUAUAUUCUUAUUGGCGAGAAAAAUACGAUACAAAGACGCCUUGCAAUUUAAU